Molecule: messenger RNA, 5306 nt
Organism: Hylaeus anthracinus
Lineage: Eukaryota; Metazoa; Arthropoda; Insecta; Hymenoptera; Colletidae
Gene: Asator
Exons: 15
Coding region: 339-3602 (1087 amino acids)
Biological process (GO): signal transduction; peptidyl-serine phosphorylation
Cellular component (GO): cytoplasm; nucleus
Molecular function (GO): protein serine/threonine kinase activity; ATP binding
Source: RefSeq, a predicted model, not a curated record
AGUGGGGGAGGGUGAGCAAAGAAAAAGCGAGAAAGAAUGAUGGAAUGGUGAGGAGAAGAUAGAGUUAAACUAGCUGGAAGGGGAAGGAAUAGUGAUACGAAUACGAAUACGAAUACGAAUACAAAGUACCUGAAGAAAAGGGGAAAAGGAGAGAUGCGAACGAAAAGUGCGCGAUCGUGACGAAACUUACGCGCUGUCCGACUUGGAGAGAAGAGAGGAUCGGAUUGUGAAGAAACGCCAUCAACGAUUAGCAAACGACAUUGAAUCUCGACCAUUCUACCAAUUUGCUGUCGAGGAAUGUAGGCGACGAAAGUACGGACCAGAACAAUAAUAUAACUAUGACGAGUGAGGAUUUGUUACAGCCUGGCCAUGUGGUCAAAGAACGCUGGAAAGUUGUUAGAAAAAUAGGAGGCGGUGGAUUCGGUGAGAUUUAUGAAGGCCUAGAUUUAAUGACGAGGGAACAAGUCGCGUUGAAAGUUGAAUCCGCGCGUCAACCAAAGCAGGUUCUUAAGAUGGAAGUCGCAGUAUUAAAAAAACUUCAGGGAAGAGAACACGUGUGCCGUUUCAUCGGUUGCGGUCGCAACGAUCGAUUUAAUUAUGUUGUGAUGCAGUUACAAGGCAAAAAUCUUGCAGAGUUACGUCGUGCUCAACCACGAGGUGCUUUUUCCCUCUCCACUACUCUUCGUUUAGGGGUUCAAAUUCUCAGGGCGAUAGAAAGUAUACAUCAAGUAGGCUUUCUUCACAGAGACAUCAAGCCGUCAAAUUUUUCAAUCGGACGACUUCCGCAGAAUUCGAGGCUAGUAUACAUGUUAGACUUUGGUCUAGCUCGUCAAUUUACGACAGGCACCGGUGAAGUUCGGCCACCUCGCAGUGCAGCAGGAUUCAGGGGUACCGUCCGGUAUGCGUCCGUGAAUGCGCACAAAAACAAAGAAAUGGGCAGGCACGAUGAUUUGUGGUCGCUAUUUUAUAUGCUAGUAGAAUUUGUCAACGGACAACUUCCGUGGCGGAAAAUAAAGGAUAAGGAGCAGGUGGGUCUCAUGAAAGAGAAGUACGAUCAUCGCUUACUCUUGAAACAUCUUCCAUCGGAUCUUCGAGUUUUUUUGGAACACAUUCAGAGUUUGGAAUACGCGGAUAAACCGGACUAUGCGAUGCUAGCUGGCUUAUUCGAACGGUGCAUGAAACGUAGGGGCGUGAAAACGAACGACCCUUACGAUUGGGAAAGACCAUUGAUGGCCAACGAAAGUUUACCAACUACGAGAUCUUUGCCUACGGUUACCGUACCUCCGGUCUUGACCACAGCGACCACAAUCAAUCAACCACCGACUACACCAAACGUUGACACAAACAAUCAAGAAAACGUCGAACCCGACAACAGAAAGGAGUUAGAUGCACAAAUGGAUUACGAAAGCAUGUGCAGGAGAAAUAAACAACGCGGGGUGGAAGGAUCUGCGGUGCCGUUUACGUCAGCUAUCAGCAAUCACGGUCGAGAUAAGAACUGUAACGCUACGAUACCUACGAUGGACAAUACUCAUCAGCAAACAGGACAGCAAACUGUUCUUCCGCCGACGGCUCAAGGUUCACCGAAAAAGCGGCGUGCCGUUUCGAUGGCUGCAGAACCACAAACGGGUGUGGUGACAUCGGAAAAGCCGGUCGACAACGAAGGAGACGCAUUGAUGGCGUCUGCUCGUUCCGCUUCCGAAGUUCCCCGCAAUAAAAUUGGCGCGAAUGCUGCAGCGCCGUUAAGAAAAUCAGCCAGCGGCGCAACAUUCGCUCGAUUACGGGUAACGCCUGCUCCGGACACGACACCUGGUGAACCACCUAGUCCUCGAGUGCAGACCGAAGUCGACGCUUCGUAUUGUUCCUACGACGUUACCAAUCAAAAAUACGUUGGCAAUCAAAGCCCUGUCACGGAACAAAGAGAACCACUGAAAAGAGAACCACGAAGAAGGACAGACGGCCGGCAGCAAGCAAGAGCUAGCCGUGCUGCGAUAAAAGACUGCUCCAUCACCCAAUUUGCGCAGAUAGAUGACGACAACGUAUCGGCGUUGCAACAAGUAACCAAAGGCGGUGGUGGCUUGACAUUGGCCUCUCAGUGGAAAUCGCAGUUCGAUGACUCCGAAGAGACCGACAACGAAUGGAAAGGAGAAAAUUUACAGAGCCCCGAGCACAAAGGUGCCAACUUGCCAGCUAUAGUUCCACAGUCGACAGUUGUCAGUGAUGCUGUGACUACCGCAUCUUCAGUGCCUGCUUCUAUCGACGCGAAAACAGUGGUGGUUCAGUCUGCCGCGUCGGUUGUGUCUCAUCAGCAUUCACUAAUACCGACCGCCCUAUCUCGAAUAAGCGAAGAUUCUCCAAAACCUACGGCUCUUCACAGAUGUUUAAACAUUGCCGGUAUCGAGAAAUAUCCAGAACUUCAGGGAGCACUGCCACGCGCAUGGAGCGUUCCAGCGUUGGCGCCGCAUGUUCGUGGUUAUCUCGAAGCACCGUUGGUUCAACAAGCGGCGUUCGACGAUUUGUUGUACGAAGUCGAUGUCAUGAGAAAUAUCGCUACGCGUUACGAUGAACCGAGACAAAGUCCUCCGCCACGGCGAGCAAGCGUACCAGCGGUUGCUUUCUCACCGCCUAACACGAUGCCUAGUACGCCCGGGGGGGAAGAAGAAGAAGAAGCAGUAGCAGGAAGGUUGGAGAUAAGGGUAGUCGAUGCGACAGGUGGCGCUACCGUUGUUCAAACCACCGCUGAUAGAGAACCGUUACAAAGAAAAAUGACAAACGGUACAGCGGAUAGUCUAGCUAGUCCUAAUCCAGGACCGGAGGAACCAUCGAUAUACGAUGAUGCCAUUGAAAAUCGGGUAGCCGUCGAUGCUGCCGUGCAUAAGGAGAACAGUACUAUCACUGCCUCGACCACUAUACCGAAUAUAGUACAGCUUCGUGAAUUUAAGGACAAUAAAGAAAAGGAAACUCCGUGUAGGACCUAUAACACUGUCAGUAAAAUACCGAUUCCGGUUAAAAGUCCUAGAUGUUCGCUAUCAGAGUCCACUCCAGAAACGAAUACUCAGAAUACCAGGACAUGCUUGGGAAACGAAAUAGAAAAAUCGUCCACACCCGCGGCUAUAACCAGGGAAAAAGAUGCUACUAUCAAAGGCAAACCCUUGACAGUGCAUUGGGAGGCCCGGGAACUACGACGCUGCGCAACUUUGCCUGACGCACGACCGACCUUUUCACCUCUAAUGUCGGCUAACUUGACGGAAGAUGAGAAUUUAACUGGAUGCACUCCUGCAUUACGUCGCCGAAGACAAAGCGAGAAAUACGUAACGGAUGCUAGUCAACUAAAUUUACGGUUCCAAAGACCGCAACACAGAAUCAGGCCGAAUUCCGAAGUACUGUCCAGAUGUUCUCCUAGAGGCGUGCCUUCGCAUCUAUUGGGAGAAGCCGCUAAACGAACCGAAGAGAGCAGCGAUAACGAUUCCGAUAGCAGUAGCCCGCCGAAUGCUCAACCUCCGCCACCUCCCACCUCCUUGCCGCCUCAUGUUGCAGAAAAUAAUGCUAGAUGCCGUAGAUUUCGACCCAUACCAGAUACAACAAUAGCUAGCAGAGAAUCGUGAGGUACGCCACUUAUGGAAAGGAAACCAAGUGUUUGUUUAGAUUACGAUCAUCACAGCUUCGUAAUCUGCUCGUUCGAUACUUACUACUUCUUUCUACGUAGGUGAAAGAAAGUAUCAGUUUAUCGGCGAUCAAGUGUAAACCAUAUAAAACUUGUUGAAACUUUCAAACUUAUCAAAAACCUUGAUACGUGGGGAACCUUUGUUUUCUUGAAUAGAGCAAUUUCGAUUGUUCAAAGAUAUUACAGAUUUAGGAAAAGUUACUACGACUUUAUAAUUACGAUACAUUUUCAUCAUUUUUCUGCAUAUUGUAUUUUAGAAAUAUUUCCGAUCCAGUCCAUUCGUCCGCUUAUUAUUUAUUUUCGUUACAAAACUAUCGUAAAGCGAUGGUCACAUAAAUUGAUGGUACUUGAAAGAUUACACUUUCUAAUCUAUAAACGAUAUGCGUUUGUUGAUCCGACAAAUAUUGAUGCGUAAAUCGUGUACGUUAACAAUUGCAGCUACGAUACACAAUUGAGGCGGCUCGGUUGUAGAAUAAUUGUCAGGGAGGUUUUGUUUAUAGCAAGAAAGUUUUUAGUAUGUUUUCGUUUGUUUCUUCUUCCUCUUCUUCUUUCAUUUUUUGUCAAUCGAUUAUGAUGUUAUCUUCGUCGGUUACUCGCUCAAUCGAAGUAGAGCAAUUUCGUAUACAAAUUCAAAUUGUCGACAAUAGAUAUUGUAUUCCAUUUAGAGUUUUGAACACGAGUCAUAGGCGAGAAUUAUCUUUAAUCGGAGUGCUCGAAUAAAUAGAUCUCUUUGAAAAACCACCGUCAUAGUUGAGAAAUAUUGUUCAGCAACAAUAUCAGCAAUGGCAACGACGAAAGUCGUAACGAUAAAAGCAACAGUUGCAUUAUUAACGGUAAAUCACGUAUCGCGUGAUAGGGAAUCGCUUGUAUUAAAGCGACGAGAGAAAAAAGAAAAGAUGAAUCCAGUUAAAAUGAGAAAAUACGUUUUAUUUACGCGUGCAACUCUCCAAUCGAUUUAAGACGUUUAUUGUCAUCGAGUUCUAUGCGACGAAACAAGGUGCGAAUGAAUAAGUACUUGAAAAAGUUCUAGUUAGGUAAUAUAUUGUAUAAUUAACGCGUAUCUGUCUUGCACUUACCGGUAACGUGAUUUUUCCAAACAGUUACGAAUCCGCAGUCGAAAGAAAACCUAGUGAUGCAUAAAACUAGUCAAAUAGAAUCCUUUAGUAUUCUAUUAUCGAAACCAAAUUUCCGCAUAGAGUUAUACAUAUUGUACUUGUACAAAGUAGUUAAGGUUUUAUUUUGUGCAAUGGUCGAAAAUAACAUUAACGAUGCGAUGAAAUAGCUUUAAGUCGGAGUCGGAAAAUUUAUUUUGCGACAUAAAAUAUGUGCAAACUAUCCGAACGAAAAAUACCAAAUUACCGUAAAUAUAUGAGCAACUGUACGGAUUGGUAUGAAUGAGUCCAUAAGAUUGGUAUGAAUUUCUGUACGUAUAUACGCUUUCCCGUAUAUUCCUACACGAUCCUCGAACGCUCGUUUGAGAUUACGCAAAACUUUAUGUGCAAACAUACAUAAAUUAUAAAGCUAUUAUGAAAAAGUGAAAACAAUGAACAUUGUGUAAAUCGAUAAUGGAUCUGUAAUCGAAGAUCAUAUGUACGUUUGAAUGUAAACAAACACGCAUAAUACAGCUCAUUGGACGUAUCUCUUA